This is a messenger RNA of Pecten maximus, 770 nucleotides long. RefSeq names its product glycine-rich cell wall structural protein-like. The transcript has 4 exons. Lineage: Eukaryota; Metazoa; Mollusca; Bivalvia; Pectinida; Pectinidae. The record is from RefSeq and is a predicted model, not a curated record. Bases 137 to 661 code for a protein of 174 amino acids.
AAUAUAAUCUUAUGUGUUAAGGCUGUAUUCGACUAGACUAACCGUAACUUCCCGAUGCAAUUGCUAAUUCGAAUACUAUAUAAAGGGUGCUGAACCAAACCAAAUUGUAGUUUCAUCCACCGAAGCAACAAUAACCAUGAACUCUUUCAUCGUCAUCGCCGCCGUCUUCGUCGCCGUUUUUGCGGUAGCCUCUGCCUCAUUUGAUGAUGAUGAUGGCUUUAUCAUCGGGGGAGGCGGACAUUAUGUUGGUGGUGGUUAUAUGACCGGUGGUUACCCCCUCGUCAAGGGAUCAGGUCUGCCUUGCAAGAAGCACCAUGGUGGAUAUGUUAAGGGCGGAGUAAUUUCACAUGGUUACCCGACUGUAUACACCACCGGAAGUCACUACGCUGGUUCCCAGAUUUACGGUUCCGGUUCCCAGAUGUACGGCUCUGGUAUGUACGGAUCCGGAGGCUCCCAGAUGUACGGCGGUGGUCAUUACGCAGGUUCCCAGAUGUACGGAGCUGGUCAGUAUGGCACUGGACUCGGACAAUACGCUGCUGGACAUGGCACUGGACUCGGACAAUACGCUAGUGGACAUGGCGCUGGACUCGGACAAUACGCCGGUGGACAACAGAUGUAUGCUGGCGGUCAGCAAUACUACCCCGGACAAACUAUCUACUAAACCGUUAAAGAUUCAGACCCAGCACUGGACAGGUGACUUGAGAAGCUGUGGUUGUUUGUUGUAUUUAUAUUGUUAAAGCUUUUGUUAAUAAAAUAAUAACAAAUCUUUA